Messenger RNA from Pongo pygmaeus (Bornean orangutan), 1214 nucleotides. RefSeq names its product CD63 molecule (gene CD63). NCBI's taxonomy places the organism in Eukaryota, Metazoa, Chordata, Mammalia, Primates, Hominidae. Gene Ontology annotation, biological process: regulation of vascular endothelial growth factor signaling pathway. The transcript is spliced from 8 exons. The coding region runs from base 407 to 1123 and encodes 238 amino acids. The record is from RefSeq and is a predicted model, not a curated record. Gene Ontology annotation, cellular component: plasma membrane.
CCUUUUUCUCAGACUAGGAGCCCUGGAAAAUGGAGAAGCUGUGCUAAUAGAGGGGGGCCGGAAAUCCCCACUCUAGAAUGCUCUAGAAUGUUGGGAGACACCCAGGAUGUGAGCCAGGGACUUUCUGGAAGUGUUUGUUCUGGCCCCACCCGACCCCAGGCAGUCCCCAGCUGUCUGCACAGUCGGAUGGGGAGGGGGCUUGCACAGAGUUGGAGCCAGAGGAAAGAGCUGGGCUACGGUAGGAUGGGGAAACCUCACAGACCACAUUGUCACCCGGCCUCAGCUCUCCGCCCCGGCGCUCAGAGGGUAACUCUCACCCACCUCGUCUGCUUCUCUGAACCAGAGUGACCCAGGCUGCGCUCCGCCCCGCUCUCCUACCCCGAGUUGGCACGGAGGCCCGGCAGCCAUGGCGGUGGAAGGAGGAAUGAAAUGUGUGAAGUUCUUGCUCUACGUCCUCCUGCUGGCCUUUUGCGCCUGUGCAGUGGGUCUGAUUGCCGUGGGUGUCGGUGCACAGCUUGUCCUGAGUCAGACCAUAAUCCAGGGGGCUACCCCUGGCUCUCUGUUGCCAGUGGUCAUCAUCGCAGUGGGUGUCUUCCUUUUCCUGGUGGCUUUUGUGGGCUGCUGCGGGGCCUGCAAGGAGAACUAUUGUCUUAUGAUCACGUUUGCCAUCUUCCUGUCUCUUAUCAUGGUGGUGGAGGUGGCCGCAGCCAUUGCUGGCUAUGUGUUUAGAGAUAAGGUGAUGUCAGAGUUUAAUAACAACUUCCGGCAGCAGAUGGAGAAUUACCCGAAAAACAACCACACUGCUUCGAUCCUGGACAGGAUGCAGGCAGAUUUUAAGUGCUGUGGGGCUGCUAACUACACAGAUUGGGAGAAAAUCCCUUCCAUGUCGAAGAACCGAGUCCCUGACUCCUGCUGCGUUAAUGUUACUGUGGGCUGUGGGAUUAAUUUCAACGAGAAGGCGAUCCAUAAGGAGGGCUGUGUGGAGAAGAUUGGGGGCUGGCUGAGGAAAAAUGUGCUGGUGGUGGCUGCAGCAGCCCUUGGAAUUGCUUUUGUCGAGGUUUUGGGAAUUGUCUUUGCCUGCUGCCUCGUGAAGAGUAUCAGAAGUGGCUACGAGGUGAUGUAGGGGUCUGGUAUCUUCAGCCUCCUCAUCUGGGGGAGUGGAAUAGUAUCCUCCAGGUUUUUCAAUUAAACGGAUUAUUUUUUCAGACCAAAAA